AUGCUAUCGCGCCUUCCAUCCGAGCUACUGCUCAAUGUUAUCUCACAGCUAGAGCAAAGUGAUUUGAGGAGGCUCUGUCUCACAUCGAAAUCGUUCCAUGCCUUCGCAACUCCAAUCUUGUUCCGCUCACUGACUAUUUAUGCGGAGGAGUUUUCUCUUGACCUGCUGGACGUCGGUGGGCUCUUGAGUGCAAGUAGAAGCGAGAAUGGGACGAAUCUGCUACACCACGCGAGAGAUGUCCAAUUGGUGGCCCCGAUCUGCGACGACGCGACUGCCCUCCGGUGCGCUCAUGACAGGUCUAAUUACUAUGACUCUGACGACGAAGAAGACGAAGAAGACGAAGUCGUCGCCGGGGAGCUCGAGGGAGGCCUAUUGAGGGACAACCGCCUUACCGAUGCUGAGGGGGAGUCCAUGGCAAGGUGGAUGACCGAGGACUAUACGGAAAUGUGCGAUGCGCGACUGGCAAAUAGGUGCCUUGCGGUUUUGGUAAGGUGCAAGGAAGGAGCUCUGAAGAGCUUUGGCUGGCGACUGGGAAUAUGUAUCCCCGAGGGACUUCUAGGCCAUGGUGGAUAUUUGCCAUCGAAACAACCGCAGCUGGAAGAAAUAACGCUUCUUACCAACAACGAAUGUGAGACCGUCGAAUACGACUUGAGUGGAUUUGCGAAACUGAAGGCGCUUUCUUGGACUGGCCUGAGGGAUGAUGAUGCCAAUGCAUUGAGAAGCUGUUUUGAGCGGACAUCCCAGCAACUGAAAACGAUCGAACUAGACUAUUGGACCUCAAGAAACGUGGGUCAAAUAACAAGACCCGAGUAUAUUGGCGAAAAUAACCAGUUCGCCGAGGAAGUUCUGCAGGUCUCUGAAGAGGACGAGAAGCUGAUAUUCCCAGUAAUAGAGACUCUAUCUCUAUCAGGGGUCUCAUUCGAGUAUGCUGAAAAGGAAUUGGCCCUUGCUUUCAAUUUCAAAUCCAUCCAGUCAUUGACCCUCCGCUUUUGUUCCGGCUGGGAGGGCUUGCUUGGUGAGGUUGUCUCACUAGGGCAGCCGAUUCCUUUGAAGUCAUUCACGAUACAGUCAAAUGUCGAAUAUGAUGAUGGGUAUUGUGAAGACGAAACAAUAUCGGCAUUCUUGAAUGUGGUCGAGGGCCUGGAAGACCUCUAUAUCGCUACCAGUUCGCCCUCCAACUCGCUCCGAAUAUGGUGGGCCAUGGUUCGCCACAAAUUCACCUUGAGAAGCUUCGUCCAUCAUCAAAGGAGCAUAAGCGAUGAUACCGAAUUGUCCUGCGACCUUGCUGAUCUUUCAUUUUUGCCGGAAGAUUGCCCACGGCUAGAAGACCGCACACAAAACCCUCUUAGCAAUCUCCAGCUGAAAUGCGUAGGCUUGUCCUGUGUUCCAGAAUUCUUGAAGCCGAUUCUCUCCCCUCUUACUAAACAAAGAAGCCUGAGCGCUUUACAUGUCAGAGAGUCUGCCUCAGAUCGCGAGAACUUCCGCAGCCACUGGAUUGAGCUUCCGAAAAGACGGAUGUUUGCUGCGGAUGUAUCCAGCGAUGAGGGUGAUGAUAAAGACGGUGAUGGGGACUACCAACGGCCAUUCCGAAGUAUCGAGCGCCCAUAUAUGACAGAUGCAUUCUUGGGGUUUGCGCAAUGGGCUUUCGGGGAGAACGGCUUCCCAUCGCUGCAGCUGCUUGUGUAUGGAGAUUUGUCUUACGGGGGAAGGAAUUCACAAUAUAACGUGUUCCUUUGCAGAGACUCUACUCAUGAAGGGAAUUAUCGUCGGCUUCUGAGAACCACCGAACUCACCCGGAACCUUCUUGACCAAUAUGGCGACUUUCUACAGGCAUGUCCUACUGAUUUGUUAUUCAAUGAUUGA
Molecule: messenger RNA, 1863 nt
Organism: Aspergillus puulaauensis
Lineage: Eukaryota; Fungi; Ascomycota; Eurotiomycetes; Eurotiales; Aspergillaceae
Exons: 4
Coding region: 1-1863 (620 amino acids)
Molecular function (GO): protein binding
Source: RefSeq, a predicted model, not a curated record